This is a messenger RNA of Carlito syrichta (Philippine tarsier), 3065 nucleotides long. It is a transcript of the gene ARNT2, whose product is annotated as aryl hydrocarbon receptor nuclear translocator 2. The coding region runs from base 349 to 2469 and encodes 706 amino acids. Gene Ontology annotation, molecular function: protein dimerization activity; RNA polymerase II cis-regulatory region sequence-specific DNA binding; DNA-binding transcription factor activity, RNA polymerase II-specific. The record is from RefSeq and is a predicted model, not a curated record. Gene Ontology annotation, biological process: regulation of transcription by RNA polymerase II. Lineage: Eukaryota; Metazoa; Chordata; Mammalia; Primates; Tarsiidae. Gene Ontology annotation, cellular component: aryl hydrocarbon receptor complex; nucleus; transcription regulator complex. The transcript is spliced from 20 exons.
AUCUGUGAUGACAUUUUCUGAGCAGAAUACAAAUGCAGUUACAUUUCCUCCCAGAGGCUUCUGACAUUUCUUCUACACGGAUAACAGAUUCUCCUAAGAAGGUGUUGGUCACAGGGAAGAAAGAUCUUUGUUUAAAUUCCUCUGAAAAGUGUAGGAGGAUCAGGUGACCAAGGUUUUUCAGAAUCUUCCCUUUUUGGAUUCUGACGCUGACACACUGUGUAUGUAUUUUGAGGCAGUGACAUCAUCUCUCUCCUCCUGCGCGCCCUCUGUGUGGCUCCAUCAUUCAGGUCCUGCUGUCUUUCACCUGGACUGCUGUGACCUUCAUUCAUUCACAGGAGAAGUACAGAAAUGGCUUCAGACAUCCCUGGGUCUGUGACAUUGCCCGUUGCCCCCAUGGCGGCCUCCGGACAGGUGAGGAUGGCAGGGGCCAUGCCUGCCCGUGGAGGAAAGCGGCGUUCCGGAAUGGACUUUGAUGAUGAAGAUGGUGAAGGCCCCAGCAAAUUUUCAAGAGAGAAUCACAGUGAGAUUGAAAGGCGCCGGCGGAACAAGAUGACCCAGUACAUCACCGAGCUCUCCGACAUGGUCCCCACAUGCAGUGCGCUGGCCCGGAAGCCGGACAAGCUCACCAUUCUCCGCAUGGCCGUCUCACACAUGAAGUCCAUGAGGGGCACAGGGAACAAGUCCACUGACGGCGCGUACAAGCCAUCCUUCCUCACGGAGCAGGAACUGAAGCAUCUCAUCCUUGAAGCAGCUGAUGGAUUUCUGUUUGUUGUGGCGGCUGAGACAGGGCGAGUGAUUUACGUGUCUGAUUCUGUCACCCCUGUUCUGAACCAGCCCCAGUCAGAGUGGUUUGGGAGCACACUCUAUGAACAAGUGCAUCCUGAUGAUGUGGAGAAGCUGAGAGAGCAACUAUGCACCUCAGAAAACUCAAUGACAGGCCGGAUCUUGGACCUGAAGACGGGGACAGUCAAGAAAGAAGGGCAGCAGUCGUCCAUGAGGAUGUGCAUGGGCUCACGGCGGUCUUUCAUCUGCAGGAUGAGGUGUGGAAAUGCUCCAUUGGACCACCUUCCUCUAAACAGAAUCACCACCAUGAGGAAAAGGUUCAGGAAUGGUCUUGGUCCUGUGAAAGAAGGGGAAGCCCAGUAUGCUGUGGUCCACUGCACAGGAUACAUCAAGGCCUGGCCGCCAGCAGGAAUGACUAUCCCUGAAGAAGAUGCUGAUGUGGGACAAGGCAGUAAAUAUUGCCUCGUGGCAAUUGGGAGACUCCAGGUGACCAGCUCUCCUGUGUGCAUGGACAUGAAUGGGAUGUCGGUGCCCACAGAGUUCUUAUCCCGGCAUAACUCUGAUGGAAUCAUCACAUUUGUGGAUCCAAGAUGCAUCAGUGUGAUUGGCUACCAACCCCAGGAUCUUCUGGGAAAGGACAUUUUGGAAUUCUGCCACCCUGAGGAUCAGAGCCAUCUGCGCGAGAGCUUCCAGCAGGUGGUUAAGCUGAAAGGCCAAGUCCUGUCGGUCAUGUAUCGAUUUCGCACCAAGAACCGGGAGUGGAUGUUGAUCCGCACCAGCAGCUUCACAUUCCAGAAUCCCUAUUCCGACGAGAUCGAGUACAUCAUCUGCACCAACACGAAUGUCAAGCAGCUUCAGCAACAGCAGGCAGAAUUGGAAGUGCACCAGAGAGAUGGGCUGUCAUCCUAUGACUUAUCUCAGGUCCCCGUCCCCAACCUACCAGCUGGCGUUCACGAGGCCGGGAAGUCCGUGGAAAAGGCAGAUGCAAUCUUCUCCCAGGAGAGGGAUCCUCGAUUUGCGGAAAUGUUUGCAGGAAUCAGCGCAUCGGAGAAGAAGAUGAUGAGUUCGGCCUCUGCCACGGGAACCCAGCAGAUCUACUCCCAAGGAAGCCCGUUCCCCCCAGGACACUCGGGGAAGGCCUUCAGCUCUUCUGUGGUUCAUGUGCCUGGAGUAAAUGAUAUUCAGUCCUCCUCCUCAACGGGCCAGAACAUGUCCCAGAUCUCCCGGCAGCUAAACCAGAGUCAGGUGGCAUGGACUGGGAGUCGCCCACCCUUUCCGGGACAGCAAAUCCCAUCUCAGUCCAGCAAGACUCAGUCAUCACCCUUUGGGAUUGGAACGAGCCACACCUAUCCGGCAGAUCCCUCUUCCUACAGCCCCCUCUCCAGCCCGGCUACCUCCUCGCCCAGCGGGAAUGCCUACUCCAGUCUUGCCAACAGGACUCCGGGGUUCGCUGAAAGUGGACAAAGUAGCGGGCAGUUCCAGGGGCGGCCUUCGGAAGUCUGGUCGCAGUGGCAAAGCCAGCACCACGGUCAGCAGAGCGGUGAGCAGCACUCCCACCAGCAGCCCGGUCAGACUGAAGUGUUCCAGGACAUGCUGCCCAUGCCGGGAGACCCAACCCAGGGAACUGGCAACUAUAACAUCGAAGACUUUGCCGACCUGGGCAUGUUUCCACCGUUUUCUGAGUAGCUGUGGGCAGAACGAGGCUCCCGCUGUACAGUGCCACCCAUGCUGUGACAUCGACGCCCUUGUAAAUGGGGUCCACCCUCGCCCCGCUUCCCCUGCCGCCGGACCCCCCACCAGAAACCAUCUCCCCCCGUGUGUGUCCCCAGGCGUGGUAUUACUCCACUCGCACUCGCAGCCGGGGCUGCUGGGCCGCUGAGCAGGGGCCCAGGUAGACGUUCGGGAUUGGCUGUAUUUAUUGUAUUUUCUCUGUGUGUAUUCGUGAGGUGAGCCUGUUGGGUCCUUCAGUUUGGUUGUGAAUAAUCUCUUACUAGACCAUUUACACCCAUACAAAGUUCAGUGAAUGCCCAGAGUGACCAAGCAGCACUAGGAUGCUGAGAACAGGUUUCUUCUUGCUUUUCACUCCUGCUGGAUGGGUGGGCCAGGGGAGGCUGGGGAAACAGGCCAAUGGAACGCACGGCCUUCGUAUUUCCAGCCAGAGUCAAGGAGCACAAGGACAUGGAGGCGGCUGCCCCCAGCUCUGCUGAUCUGUCCGUGCGUCCAUUGUGCCGUGGGACGUGUGUACUCUGUGCGGUGUGACAUGAACUUGCUGUCCUGAUGGA